Molecule: messenger RNA, 3176 nt
Organism: Acanthisitta chloris (rifleman)
Lineage: Eukaryota; Metazoa; Chordata; Aves; Passeriformes; Acanthisittidae
Gene: ENPP2
Product: ectonucleotide pyrophosphatase/phosphodiesterase 2
Exons: 25
Coding region: 156-2735 (859 amino acids)
Biological process (GO): phosphatidylcholine catabolic process; immune response
Molecular function (GO): phosphatidylcholine lysophospholipase A1 activity; polysaccharide binding; zinc ion binding
Source: RefSeq, a predicted model, not a curated record
UGAAAUCGCCCCCUGGACAAAUCACACGAGCCUGUCAACCUCACCAGGUGGGAUUACUCGUAGCUAAUAGCCCGAACUCCCCGAGCAAACAGAGCUCUGCUCUCAUUAUAAAGAAAAGGCGACGGGCGGCGCAGGCUUUUCAAGAAUUCCCUAGGAUGGCUAAGCAGGGCUGCGUCCACUCGCACCAGGUUAUAUCCUUAUUCGCUUUUGCCUUCGGAGUAAAUGUCUGCAUGGGAUUUACAGCAAAUCGUUUUAGGAGGUCUGAAGAAUGGGAUGAGGGCCCGGUCUCAGUCCUGUCAGAUUCCCCCUGGAUCAGUACCUCUGGCUCCUGCAGAAACAGAUGCUUUGAACUUCAAGAGGCAGAGCCUCCUGGCUGCCGCUGUGACAACCUGUGCAAGAGCUACAACAGCUGCUGCUUCGACUUUGAUGAGCUGUGCUUAAAGACAGCUAGGGGCUGGGAGUGUACCAAAGAUCGCUGUGGAGAAACCAGGAAUGAUGACAAUGCUUGUCACUGCUCUGAAGACUGCUUAAGUAGAGGAGAUUGUUGUACUAAUUACCAAGUCAUUUGCAAAGGAGAAACCCACUGGGUGGAUGAUGACUGUGAAGAGAUGAAGGCUCCUGAAUGUCCAGCAGGCUUUGUUCGUCCUCCUUUGAUCAUCUUCUCUGUUGAUGGUUUCCGUGCAUCAUAUAUGAAGAAAGGGAACAAAGUCAUGCCCAACAUUGAAAAGCUGAGAUCUUGUGGAACUCAUUCUCCUUACAUGCGACCUGUCUACCCUACAAAAACCUUCCCCAACUUGUACACCCUUGCUACUGGACUCUAUCCGGAAUCACAUGGGAUUGUUGGCAAUUCGAUGUAUGACCCAGUGUUUGAUGCCAGCUUCAGUCUUCGAGGGCGAGAGAAAUUCAAUCACAGAUGGUGGGGAGGUCAACCAAUUUGGAUUACUGCAGCCAAGCAAGGGGUGAAAGCUGGCACGUUCUUCUGGUCUGUCGUCAUCCCCCAUGAGCGCAGAAUAUUAACAAUACUGCAGUGGCUAACCCUUCCAGACAAUGAAAGGCCUUAUGUUUAUGCUUUUUACUCUGAGCAACCAGAUGCUGCUGGCCACAGAUAUGGUCCUUUCAACUCAGAGAUGAUGGUGAAUCCCCUGAGAGAGAUUGACAAGACAGUAGGACAACUAAUGGAUGGACUGAAACAGCUGAAACUACAUCGAUGUGUCAAUGUUAUAUUUGUUGGUGACCAUGGGAUGGAAGACACUACUUGUGAAAGAACUGAAUUUUUAAGCAACUAUCUGACUAAUGUGGAUGAUAUAAUUUUGCUGCCUGGAUCUUUAGGGCGAAUUCGUCCUAGGUCUAGCAAUAACCUGAAGUAUGACCCUAAAGUGAUUGUUGCCAACCUUACAUGUAGAAAGCCAGACCAGCACUUCAAGCCUUACUUGAAGCAGCACUUGCCUAAACGCUUGCACUACGCUAACAACCGAAGAAUUGAGGAUGUCCAUUUACUGGUGGAUCGCAAAUGGCAUGUGGCAAGGAAAGCUGUGGAUGUUUACAAGAAACCAACAGGAAAAUGUUUCUUCCAUGGAGACCAUGGCUAUGACAACAAGAUAAACAGUAUGCAGACUGUCUUUAUAGGUUAUGGCCCUACCUUCAAGUACAAGACCAAAGUACCUCCUUUUGAAAAUAUUGAACUAUACAACGUCAUGUGUGAUCUGCUUGGAUUAAAGCCUGCUCCCAAUAAUGGCACCCAUGGAAGUUUAAAUCACCUGCUAAGAGCCAAUGUUUAUAAACCAACUGUGCCAGAUGAAGUUGCCAAGCCACUGUAUCCUGUAGCUCUACCUUCUGCAUCAGAUUUUGAUAUAGGAUGUACGUGUGAUGAUAAGAACAAGUUGGAUGAACUCAACAAACGUUUUCAUGUCAAGGGAACAGAAGAGAAGCAUCUUUUGUAUGGACGCCCUGCAGUACUGUACCGCACAAAAUACAACAUCUUGCAUCACCAUGACUUUGAAAGUGGCUAUAGUGAAACAUUCCUGAUGCCUCUCUGGACAUCCUACACUAUUUCCAAACAGGCAGAGGUAUCAGGUGUCCCAGAGCACCUGGCCAGCUGUGUGAGGCCUGAUCUCCGUAUUUCUCCAGGAAACAGCCAGAGCUGUGCAGCCUACAGAGGCGACAAACAGCUUUCCUAUGGCUUCCUUUUCCCUCCUCAAUUAAGUUCCUCUGCAGAAGCAAAGUAUGAUGCUUUUCUAAUAACAAAUAUAAUUCCAAUGUAUCCUGCCUUCAAAAAGGUAUGGAACUAUUUCCAAAGGGUUUUGGUGAAGAGAUAUGCCACUGAACGAAAUGGAGUCAAUGUUAUAAGUGGACCAAUCUUUGACUAUGACUAUGAUGGUUUACAUGACACACCUGACAAAAUAAAACAGUUUGUGGAAGGCAGUGCAAUCCCCGUUCCAACUCAUUACUAUGCCAUCAUAACCAGCUGCUUGGAUUUCACUCAGCCAGCUGAUAAGUGUGAUGGACCACUCUCUGUUCUCUCAUACAUCCUUCCCCACCGGCCUGACAAUGAUGAGAGCUGCAAUAGCUUAGAGGAUGAAUCGAAGUGGGUCGAAGAUCUUCUUAAGAUGCACACAGCGCGUGUGCGUGACAUCGAACAGCUCACAAGCUUGGAUUUCUUCCGAAAGACCAGUCGCAGCUACACAGAAAUCCUCUCCCUAAAGACAUACCUGCAUACGUUUGAAAGUGAAAUUUAGCUUUCUAACCUUACUCAGUGCAUCCUUUUAUCAACUGGUGUAUAUUUUUAUAUUGUUUUUAUAUUUAUUAAUUUGAAACCAAGACAUUAAAAAUAUUAGUAUUUUAAUCCUGUAUCAAAUCUUAAAUAUUAAACCUUUGUGUCAUUUGUUUUGUUUCUCUAAUGUUUAAUAUAGGUAUGUCUCUUGGUUUAUUUAGUAGCGCUUGUAAUACUGCAGUUUCAGUCCUUGCUCUGAACUUUUGAGUGGUGCUGCAAGAUUUGAUGCAUGCAUCAAGGAAAUAUUAAUUUCCUAUGCUCCUUUAUCACACUUGUAGUCCUGUACUGUGUAUCAAAAUACUGAACAUGUAAAAUUACGUUCAUUUACUGUUAACUGUGUGACAGACAUAUUUAAACCCUAUAGACAAAUAGCAUCUUAAAUAUAAUAAACCACACAUUCAGUUUU